This is a messenger RNA of Verticillium alfalfae VaMs.102, 345 nucleotides long. RefSeq lists its product with no specific name. The transcript has a single exon. NCBI's taxonomy places the organism in Eukaryota, Fungi, Ascomycota, Sordariomycetes, Glomerellales, Plectosphaerellaceae. The record is from RefSeq and is a predicted model, not a curated record. Bases 1 to 345 code for a protein of 114 amino acids.
AUGUGCCUCCCUUCCUUCCGUCGCAAGAAGCAGGCCCCUGCCCCCGUCGAGCAAACCUUCAACGUCUUGAAUCGCGACCUUACCCCUGCGGUACUCACCAAGCACAACGCUGUUCAUGGUGGGCCGGCGAACACAAACAGCGCAGUCACGGAAUGGUCGUACAACAGGACAUCCGCCAAGUACACAGGUCCUGCCUACACCAGGCAUAGUCCGAAACGCUAUCGUUCGGACAAUUACGGUUAUGGGGGAGGCGGUUCCUAUGGCGGCGAUGGAGGUGGUGGGGGUUCAGGCGGCGACGGCGGUGGAGGUGGCGGAGGCGGAGGUGGUGAUGGUGGUGGUUGUUGA